Molecule: messenger RNA, 1938 nt
Organism: Podospora anserina S mat+
Lineage: Eukaryota; Fungi; Ascomycota; Sordariomycetes; Sordariales; Podosporaceae
Exons: 5
Coding region: 1-1938 (645 amino acids)
Biological process (GO): base-excision repair
Cellular component (GO): nucleus
Molecular function (GO): endonuclease activity; zinc ion binding; phosphoric diester hydrolase activity
Source: RefSeq, a predicted model, not a curated record
AUGGAAUGUCAAUGGCAUCAGGUUUGCACCCGCCUAGUUGAGCCUGCGUGUGGAGAUCGCUUGUCUGACCAGCUCCAGAAAUCCAUUCGGGCAAUGUUCGACACGCUGGAGGCAGACAUUGUUGUCGUGCAAGAGGCCAAGAUCCAGCGCAAGGACCUGCAGGAUGACAUGGUCUUGAUUCCAGGAUGGGAUGUCUACUUCAGCCUCCCCAAGCAUAAGAAGGGCUAUUCUGGAGUUGCCAUUUACACUCGUUCUUCCAAGUGCGCUCCCAUCCGCGCCGAGGAAGGCAUCACCGGCAUCCUCUGCCCACCAAACUCCUCCACAACUUUCAGAGACCUUCCAGAAGACCAACAGAUCGGAGGUUAUCCGAGACCAGGACAGCUUUCCGGCGAAGUUGACGAAGCCACACUUGACUCUGAGGGCCGCUGUGUCAUCCUGGAGUUUCCAGCUUUUGUUCUCGUAGGAGUCUACAGCCCAGCAACCCGAGACGAAUCACGAGACGAGUUCCGCCAUGCUUUCACUGAAGCCAUGGACGUCAGAGUACGCAAUCUUGUCGCGAUGGGAAAGGAGGUGGUUCUUACCGGUGAUCUCAACAUCAUUCGCUCAGAAUUGGACACGGCCGGUCUGGUCGAACAAUUACGAAAGGAAGAAGUGAGUCUUGAUGACUUCUUCUCCAGUCCGUCCCGCCGCUUUCUCAACCAAAUAGUAUUUGGGGGACGUGUGGUUGGGACAAGAGACGAGGGCCGUGAGGAAGCUGUUCUAUGGGACCUCUGCAGGGAAUUCCAUCCCACCCGUACCGGAAUGUACACUUGCUGGGAUACUCGGAAAAAUUGCAGGCCGGGGAACUUUGGGAGCCGGAUUGAUUACGUUCUCUGCAGCUCUGGAAUCAAGGACUGGUUCAUCGACGCCAACAUCCAGGAGGGUCUUCUCGGUUCUGACCACUGCCCAGUCUAUGCCACCAUGGGCGAUACUGUCAGUCACAACGGCACGACGGUUCCCAUUACCGAUGUCAUGAACCCCACGGGCAUGUUCAAGGACGGCGAACGGCAACGAGAGUGGACCAUCAAAGAUGCCCUCCCAACUUCGGCAAAGCUGAUACCAGAAUUUAGCAACCGACGGAGCAUCAAGGACAUGUUCUUCAAGAAGCCUAGAGCGACGAUCAAGCCAACGACAGCAACAGCCAUGCCUGGCGGUCAAGACCCACCUCCUCUCACCAUUACCAUCUCUACGGGCCCUGAGAAAGACUCUUGGGCCCAGGGCGAUCUGGCCUCCUCACAGCCAUCGAGUCAAGUCACAGCACCCCCAAGCUCAGGCAGCACACUUCUGGCCUCUCCGCAAAAGCCACCAGCGAAACGCCUAGCAGUCGCUUCCCCUGCUAAAAGACCACAGAAGAAGGGAAAGGUCACACUUGCGAAAGAGCCGUCCAAGACUGGUGCGAGUGCCUCCCAGGGCACGCUGAAAAGCUUCUUCAAGCCCAAGACACCCGUUCCCAGCCCAAGCCAGGAGCCAACUGGCACGGACAACACAGCCUCGGCCACAGCAGAUAUUUCUACAGCUUCAGAGUUGCUACCAGCAGAAUUACCCCCUGAAAUCCAAAGCCCCAACCAAUCUUUGAAAGGGAGCGCCGAAAGCUCUGCCAAGGAAACGCCCCUGACGACCGUCCCAACUGACGACAAGGUCUUUGAUCCUAUUGAGAACAAAGCCUCCUGGUCUAAGCUCCUUGGCAAGCGCGUCGUCCCAAAGUGUGAGCAUGGCGAGGAUUGCGUAUCGAGGAUAACGAAGAAGCCGGGGGUCAAUUGUGGCCGGUCCUUCUUCAUGUGCGCCCGUCCCACGGGUCCGUCUGGCAAGAAGGAGGACGGGACGACGGAAUUCUGCUGCAAGACCUUCAUCUGGAGCAGCGAGUGGAAGCCUAGCUCUUCGGCGUCGUUGUCUGGCUAG